CAUACUACGCGUUUGACAGAGAGGUAUAUAUGCAAUCUCAUUCAAGAGCUCCAAUUGGUUGUAUAACGACUGUUAACGAAACUUGGCCAUACUGCGAUAUUCAAUGGAAAAUUUUAAAUGAAGGUCCCUGUGCCAGUCAACCUGAUGGCCAGUCAGUAUGUGGCUUUACAAGCCAAGGGCUGACGGCAUGGGGCAUGAAACAUAAUUACUACAAUCACUGGUCGUACAGCACGAUUUCCAUGACUGUUAGACUUAACGAGACACCUUCUUCUGAAGACGUUUAUCAAGUGAAACUUGCGCCAGUAGGUUCUGGACAUGCGUUUUGGAAUGGGUACAGACAAUCGGACAUGAAGCUCUAUUUCGAUACUGGAAACGAGAUCAAUUCAUCAGUUCAUAUCGGAUGGGACACAAUCGACAGAAUAACUGUCAUUAGCAAAACUGAAGAAGUUUCCGACGGCCUUAACAAAACACAUUCUCUGGAGGUAAAUGAAGCAGGGGAACUCCUUCUUCUAAGAAGCAACUUAUUUCCAGUUGAGAUCCAGAUUAAAAUGGGACCAUGUACAAAGACACAAACACGUAUGUGUCUUUGCGCUGUAACGUCUCGAAAUGGAAACAACAUUUACACGAUCGACAUAUGUGACUCAAUCAAGGUAGAAGGAUUUUUGAUGUUGGAUCCAGAUGGGGACGCUAUGAAACAAUACCACACAGCAUAUAUGUGGUGGUACGAAAAGCAAGCAAUAUAUAGCGUUCGACUUCUAAACGGCAUUCAAAUAACGGUGAACAUGGACUUUCACACUAAUGCACUCGAAAUGCAUAUAUCAGAUAGAAAUGAGAAAUUAGUUACCAUGGAUGGCCUUGCUGCGUUUCAAGAAAUGCAAUAUAGAUUGAGCAACGGUUCCUUUAGUAUGAAUAGCGAUGGGUUCUUGAAAAGCUGGAGGUAA
This is a messenger RNA of Dreissena polymorpha, 941 nucleotides long. RefSeq lists its product as uncharacterized. The coding region runs from base 30 to 941 and encodes 303 amino acids. The record is from RefSeq and is a predicted model, not a curated record. The transcript has 5 exons. NCBI's taxonomy places the organism in Eukaryota, Metazoa, Mollusca, Bivalvia, Myida, Dreissenidae.